Messenger RNA from Astrephomene gubernaculifera, 1069 nucleotides. The record is from the annotation of a GenBank genome assembly. NCBI's taxonomy places the organism in Eukaryota, Viridiplantae, Chlorophyta, Chlorophyceae, Chlamydomonadales, Astrephomenaceae.
CGGGGAGCGAGGCGGUGACGGAAGGGAGAAAGAGGAGGAGAAGGAGGCGGCUGCACAGACGGCGGGGACUGCGGCGGCGGAAGGAUCAGCAGCAGCAGCCGCAGCGGGUCCGGGCGCUUCUUCUAAGCGCGCAGAGGCUCCUGCCGCGGCACCGGUAGCCGCCCCUGCUGCAGGAGCAGCAGCUGCAGCAGCAGGGGCGGCUCCGGCUCCUUCGGUACGGCAACCACAGCAGCUGCCGCAGCAGCCGCAGCCGCGUAGGAUUGUACCCAUGCCUGCAGCGUUCCUGGAAGAAGACGAAGAGGCGGCAGCCGCAGCGGAGGCAGAAGCUGCAGGGGCGGCGGCAGGGCCUGGCGGGACGUUGCGGAUCCGGGACAUUGCAGCGGAGGACGAUGACGAGGAGGACGAGGAGGCGUCCGGGUCUGAUGAGGGGGAGGAUUUGGUGGAGAUGGGCGGCGGCCGGUUGCACCGGGGAGGGGUGGCAGGAGGGGCGAGGCUGAUGGGCGUAGCUGCUAUGGAGGAAGAUGAGGAGGAUGAAGAUGAUGAUGAGCAGGAGGAGGAGGGAGAUGAUGAGGAUGAGGGCGAGGAGGGGACGUACGCGGUGGCCGCCGGGCCCGUCAUGCCGCCGGGCUUUGGUGGAGGCGGCGGCGGCGGGGACGCAGCUGCGGAGGCGGAGGGAGAGGCAGGAGGGGACGUGGAUGGGGGCUACACUGCGGCGGCUGGACCGGCGCUGCCACCGGGAAUGGGUUGAGAGGAGGACGGGUUGGUUGGGAGUCGUGAAGGAGCUGGAAGGAGGUGGGGGACGGGAGUGCCCUUAGGAGAGGUCUCCGCGCUUGCAAGUGUGGACAGCGUCUGCUUAGGCUCUUUAUGCACGUGCGUUUGCGGUGUCUAUAAAAGCGGUUGGGGUUUUCUGUGUGGGGUGGUUUGUGUGUGUGGGGGGGGCGCGAUUGGUGGCGAAGCAGGACGUACCUUCACGCUGGCUCCGUGCUCUUUAGGCUGCGUAACCCUAACUAGCUCUGUCAGGGGCUGCUGCCGUACCGUACCGCUAGCAUCCUGUAACCGAUUUUUGCCC